AUGGACAACGACGACACAAACAUGGGCUCGACGGGCUUUCAGUUCCAGGCAAACUCAACAUCAAAAUGGGAUAACGAACUCAAGUUUGCUGCAGCUGGCUCGGUCCGCACCUCAAUCAUCGUUCUGGCUGUUUUCAACUUGGUGGUGGCAUUUGCGGUUACUCUCGUCAUACUCUUGAGAUCGUGGAGGACACUAAAACGUGCUGAAUCGUGGGACUUUAGGUCUUCUUGGUUCCGACUUGUCCAGGGACGAGACAUUUACCCUUUCGUCCUAUCUAUCGGCAUCGUAACUCAGGGAAUUGUGUAUGCUACUGCUCAAGCCAAGGGACUCGAAUCACUCAUGAUCCUCGAGUGUGCCAUGGUCUCACAAAUGAUGCUUCCAGGCAACUUUCUUUAUUGCUCCAUUUAUCCAGCUGUUCGCCCAUCAGAAUUUUGCUUUGCAAGCCUAGUGUCUUUCCUUCAUCGAUAUGACACCGGAAUCUUCGGAUCUUUGCUCACUAUCAUCAUCCUUGUCAUAGUCGAGUGCGGUAUAAUUUGCUUCAAACUUCAUACCGGAGCCAGGAUGGAUGUCACUGAAAGGGAUGAGGCAUCUCGUAUGGUCUAUUACAUGAUCAUCGCUGUUAUUUCCUACACUCUGCAAAUAACUUUCUUUUACAAUACAGCGUUCCAUGACCCGGGAGCAGCUGGAGAUGCCUCAAUGCAACUAUCCAUUAUCGGAACAGUUGUGAUGAACAUGUCGGGAUUUCUGCUUGGCUGCUUGUAUCUUUUCCUUCGAUCGAGUAAAUCUCCGACUGGAUGCUUGGAUGACGACAUCGAGGCAUCUCGAAGUUUCAAGAAAUGGACUGAUGACCAGGAUCAAGAACCCGCAACACCUCUCUCAGCAAUGCCCGGAAUGGUCCAUAAGUCCAACAGCAGGGAAGACCUGAUGAUGAACGACAGGGUGGAAGACAAGGUAUUUGGCGCACGCAAGGACUUCCUCAAAGGUGGCUUGAAGCCCCUACGCUUGGGAAGCAUGCGCAACUCGGGUGAUCUACCGACGGCGCCAAAACCUGUACGAACAUCGUCGAAGGAGUCUAUUAAGAACUUCAAGCGAAGCAUGUACAGCAUCUUCCCUAAACCCGAGCCACCCAAAUCACCCAUCCUGUUACCAACAACGUUCUACAAGGGUCCAACACUUAAAGCAGCGCCUGAACCCCCAUCUUUAGCCGAUCUUCUCGCACCACCAGCCCUUCGUCUACCUGAUAGGAGACUCCGAUCCAGUGGUGCUUCAGCACUCUCCACUGCAACGGUGCAGAUUGGCCUGCGACUCUCCAAUAUUGGUGGUGACAUGAGCCCUACCAAGUCCGAACCCAAACAAGACACAAACCGCGUGGAAGAACUCGACUGCCCCAACAGCACAGUGAGAUUCUUCCCAAGGAAAACAAGUCCACUCGCUAUCGCUAUUGUCGAUGUUCCUGGCGAAGGCACUAGAUAUCAGAUCCAAGACAACUUCGAAAAUGACCUCUCUGAGAAAGAACUUCCACCUGUCCCCCUGAGUGCGGGCAUGGCUACACCUCCAGAGACCACUCUCAGCUCGGCUGUGUACAGCCCACAGGAGUCAACACCUGGCCCAUCCUCGCACAAGCCCAAUAAGUCAUCAGCAGGUUACAUAGCCGCCAUGGGUCAAGAGCUGAAGCAGAUACGGGGAGAGGACCAUGGAUUUAAAAAGUUUCAGGAAAAUAUGGGUAGGACCCUCGAAGGGCGAGGAUGA
This is a messenger RNA of Fusarium poae, 1749 nucleotides long. RefSeq lists its product as uncharacterized. The coding region runs from base 1 to 1749 and encodes 582 amino acids. The record is from RefSeq and is a predicted model, not a curated record. The transcript has 6 exons. NCBI's taxonomy places the organism in Eukaryota, Fungi, Ascomycota, Sordariomycetes, Hypocreales, Nectriaceae.